UCAGAGGGGUGGGAGCACAGCUGAUUGCAUAAUGCUCUUCAACAUCUGACGACCAACUGUUGACACUUUCUGACCCUCCGUCUAUUUGCUGUUUAAAAGUUCGUCCUCAGUGCAGGUCAACAGAGUAAGCUGAAGUGCCAUGGCUGCCUUCCUUCAUCACUGCCCCUUUCUGAAGUCAGUUCCUAAGCCAGCUUUGAGGAGGACAGGAGCCGCCUUGCUGUCUCUGGCCGAUCAAUGCCCCAUCAUCACUCGCCAGAUCACCGUGGGCGGUCCGGCCUCUCUGGAUGCAAAGCUGAGCGUCUCACCCACCCAAGUGAAGAGUCACCAACUUCCCACAAUGGACCAAAGGAUGAUGUCUACUCAAACGGCCUCUCAGGUGGCUGUGUCUGUAUCAAAGGGCUGCCCUUUUGUCACCUCUCGGAUUGGGAUGGUCCGAGCCAGCCCUGAAGUACAGGAGGACGUCAAAGAAGGUUUGAUGACUUCUCUGUUUAAGGGUUUAAAAGAUUCAAUCCUCCCAACAUCAGUUCAAACCAACACUUUCACCCACUUCCUUAAAGACAACAUGGUUGGCCCCAGCUACGACUACGACGAUUUCUUCAUCGAGAAGAUAGCUGAGAAAAAGAAAGACCACACAUACAGGGUCUUCAAGACGGUGAACAGGAGCACUGAGGUCUUCCCUUUUGCAGAGGAUUACUCUGUUUCUGGGCGGGAGGGCUCCCAGGUGUCCGUCUGGUGCAGCAACGACUAUCUGGGAAUGAGUCGCCACCCGCAGGUCCUCAGUGCGAUCAGAGAUGCCCUCGACAGGCACGGUGCAGGAGCAGGUGGGACCAGGAACAUCUCAGGCACCAGUAACUUCCAUGUGUCUCUGGAGAAGGAGCUUGCCCAGCUACACCAGAAAGAUGCAGCUCUGGUCUUCUCCUCCUGCUUCGUGGCAAAUGACUCCACCCUCUUCACUUUAGCUAAAAUGCUGCCAGGGUGUGAGAUCUACUCAGAUGCAGGGAACCACGCAUCGAUGAUUCAGGGCAUCAGGAACAGUGGAGCAAAGCGUUUCAUCUUCCGCCACAAUGACAGCCGACACCUGGAGGAACUGCUGCAACGCUCUGACCCCAAGACACCCAAAAUAGUGGCAUUUGAGACUGUGCACUCGAUGGAUGGUGCCAUAUGUCCUCUAGAAGAGCUGUGCGAUGUAGCUCACCGUUAUGGAGCUCUGACGUUUGUUGAUGAAGUUCACGCUGUGGGCCUGUAUGGAGCCCAUGGAGCAGGAGUGGGAGAGAGGGACAAUGUUAUGCACAAGAUUGACAUUGUGUCCGGGACCUUAGGAAAAGCCUUUGGCUGUGUGGGGGGCUACAUUGCCAGCAGCGCCGCCCUAGUGGACACAGUGCGCUCUUUCGCAGCUGGCUUCAUCUUCACCACUGCCCUGCCACCAAUGGUCCUGGCUGGAGCCCUGGAGUCUGUCCGGGUCCUGAAGAGCCCCGAGGGGCAGGGGCUCCGCAGAGCCCACCAGAGGAACGUCAAACACAUGAGGCAACUUCUCAUGGAUAAUGGCCUGCCUGUGGUCAACUGCCCCAGCCACAUCAUCCCCAUACGGGUGGGCAACGCUGAGCUGAACACCAAGGUGUGUGACACCCUGCUGGAGAGACACAACAUCUACGUCCAGGCCAUCAACUACCCCACAGUGCCUCGCGGUGAGGAGCUGCUACGCCUCGCUCCGUCUCCUCAUCACAAACCUGCCAUGAUGGAGUACUUUGUGGAUGCACUGGUGGAGGUGUGGCGGGAGGCAGGGCUCCUACUCAACAGCCCGGCCACGGCUUCCUGCACCUUCUGUGACCGCCCGCUGCAUUUUGACCUCAUGAGUGAGUGGGAGAAAUCCUACUUCGGUAACAUGGAACCACAAUAUAUUACUGUGUCUGCGUAAUACCAAAGCACACCUAGUUUCUCAACACAAGAUACAAAUACAGUAUGUGCAUAUAUUUAAUGCUAAAUUUUGACAUCAUUUUAAAUGAUAAAGUCCUAUGUAAGGUGCACUGAGAAGAGUACCAAUGUAAAGACUUUGUAUUUUUGUUUAAAUUUUCCCUAAUGUCAGUGGGAUGGACUAAAUUCCAGUAUUUAUUCAUGUUCCCUUGUAUUAUUGAAGAAAAUUGUGCCUCCUCCAUUUUAGAAGCAUAAAACCUGCACAUUGGGCACUUUCUUUAAUAUUUUAUCUAGAUGUGAUGGUUUGAAUUAAUCUAAUUUCAUGUUGCGUGUUUCCCUUUAUACCAUAUAAUCAUCAUAACCAUCAUGUAUUGUUUCCAUUUCCAAAAUAAUUCAAUUACUUAUGUGUCAGUCAUAAAAUGUAUCUGCUGAAAUUAAUUGGUUCAAAAAAUAUUAGAUAAUGAAAUACAGCAUAAUAAAACAUUCAAU
Xiphias gladius (swordfish) is the source of this 2400-nucleotide messenger RNA. RefSeq names its product aminolevulinate, delta-, synthase 2 (gene alas2). Gene Ontology annotation, biological process: heme biosynthetic process; hemoglobin biosynthetic process; erythrocyte development. Gene Ontology annotation, molecular function: pyridoxal phosphate binding; 5-aminolevulinate synthase activity. NCBI's taxonomy places the organism in Eukaryota, Metazoa, Chordata, Actinopteri, Istiophoriformes, Xiphiidae. Gene Ontology annotation, cellular component: mitochondrion; mitochondrial matrix. The record is from RefSeq and is a predicted model, not a curated record. Bases 140 to 1915 code for a protein of 591 amino acids. The transcript is spliced from 10 exons.